Molecule: messenger RNA, 918 nt
Organism: Dictyostelium purpureum
Lineage: Eukaryota; Evosea; Eumycetozoa; Dictyosteliales; Dictyosteliaceae
Exons: 4
Coding region: 1-918 (305 amino acids)
Source: RefSeq, a predicted model, not a curated record
AUGAGGCAAAAACUUUCAAAAUGUGUUUUAUCAUUAGUUUUAGUUUGCACGUCACUUUUCGUUGUUGGUAUAGUUUUAUUAAUUUUAGGGUUCUUAGCCUAUAUGUCUGAACCUGCCCCACCAGCAUAUAUUUAUUCAGUUAACCUUUGUGAAGAUAAACCAGAAAUAGACCCAGUAACAAAUUUAACCCUCAGCAAAAUUUGGGUAGGUUAUCAACUUAGAGAAGAUCAAGAUAGUUGUCCAACACCUUUAGAGUUUUCAAACGAUCAAUUUUUUAAUGUACCAAAAGGUGUACUUGGAGAAUCUGUACCAUACGAUAUUAUGGUUUAUUCUACAAAUAAAGUUAUUGGUGAAGAAUUUCAAUUAUCAUUUUAUGAAAAUGCAGAAAAAUCAUAUGCCUCUUUCGAAACUACCAAUAAACCAUUUAGUCUUUAUCCAAAAGUAGAUUUUGCAAUUUGUGGUGGUAAACAAAUUAAAAUGUAUAGAGAUGGUCCACCAAAUGAAGAUGAUGGUGAUUUAAUUUCAAACUUUGAAGAUUGUAAAAAUACUACCUCAGGUUGUAUUUAUGAACCAGCUAGAUCUCUUAGUAGUUAUGAUUUAUCUGAAUUUAAACCAAUUCAUUUAACAGACAUUCCAGCAAGUGGAUCUAAAUUUAAAGUUUCAGCAAGAUUAAAGAUUCCAAUUAAAGAUGAAGGCUCAAAUGGUAAAGAUUUCAUUCCAGAACUUUAUGUCGAAUUUAAAGUUGGUGGCAGAGGCCCAGAACAAGAUAAAGGUUUAAUUUUAUUAAUUAUUGGUGGUGUUUUAGCCGAUACAAUGCCUGCCACAUUAUAUUUCUUAUUACAAAAAUAUCACUUUAAAAAACAAAAAAAUUUUGAACAUGACACAACCGGAAUACCGUUAAUGGAAAUGGAUCAAUAA